Messenger RNA from Drosophila guanche, 1440 nucleotides. It is a transcript of the gene bam, whose product is annotated as protein bag-of-marbles. Lineage: Eukaryota; Metazoa; Arthropoda; Insecta; Diptera; Drosophilidae. The record is from RefSeq and is a predicted model, not a curated record. The transcript has 3 exons. The coding region runs from base 134 to 1423 and encodes 429 amino acids.
AGACAGCUUGGCGCGCGUCUGUCUGCCCAAAAAAAAAUUCUUCGAACCCAGACAGCUUGGCACCGCGCCAUUUUCGCACACAAGAACAACUCCACUCCCAACCCAAGUCGACUGAAAUUUUAAAGCGCCAAAAAUGUCCAACUCACAAUUUGACAAGAAUAUGGACUGCGAGAACAAGAUGCUCGAGGAUAAUCUCAUGGAGAUGGGCACCAAGCUGUGCACCCUGCUGGAAUCCAAUGAGAACUCGCCGGAGUCAGAGCUGGAGCCGCAGCCGCUGCCCUCGGGCAGCACAACUCACCUCGUGCUGGCCGAGUUGCAGGCCAACUUCAAAGAUUUGAGUUUGGAUAAUGCUCCGCACUUUGAAUUUCACGGCUACGGGUGCCACGCCCUAGUCAAGCGCACCCGCGACCACGAGGAGCCCAUCCCGAGUGGGCGCCAUCAAAAGAAGUCCAAGUCGGGUGCUGGCAUGCAGCAGCAGUUGCAAAGGCAGAAUCUAUUCAACUGGAACCAGCUGGCGCCGAUGAUGCGUUCGAUUGGUCUGCGUGGCGAUUGCGUGGAGCGCAAUGUCGUUGUGCGUUUGAUGAAUCUCUUCAAGUCUCUGCAUGACCACAUGAACCAAGAUCUGGGCGUGGGGCCGGAAAACUCUCUGCCAUCGGACUAUGUGUUUGAUCUGCCCAAGAAGAUCACCAUGCCUUGCAGCCUUGAUCUGCACCACCAGGUGCAAGUGAUUUGCACCAAGGCGGAUCGCUUUCUGGCCCACCAGCGCCGCGUGCUGGAGGCAAAUCGCCACUUUGACUACCGCAAGUACACGGAGUGCGACAAACUGCUCAAGGGAUCGUCGACUUACUUAAAGUCCUUUAGGCAGUUCACCAGAUCCCCGAUCCGCCAUCGUGAUGGCAUCUUUUUGGGCUCAGGCGCCAGGUCCAAUGCCCUGAAGCUGGAGGACAUGCUCACAAAUCUGCGCGAGUGGCUGCGCGCCGCCUAUCUCUGUGUGUAUGUUUUUAACUGGGAAAUGGACCAUGAGCAUCGCUACUCGCUCGCCAUGUCCAAGGACCACAAUGCACUCAUGGACAGGGCCAAGGAGCAGGCAACCAGCGAGCUGAAGGCGGCACAGCCCAAGGAGCUCAGCGCGGAGGAAAAGCUCAUCGCGCAUCGCUUUAAGCUGCAAAAUGUCAUCGAAUGUGCCGCAGAGAACGACGACUUCCUGUCUACACUGCUCAAAAAUCCGGACGCCUACUUUCCAGCCGAAGCUCGGGACAUAUGUGCGCAACAGGAGGCAGCUGCUGGCCCAGCGGCUGAAGCUGUAGCACCACCCGUGGGCGGCUUUGAUUUGCUGGACAUUAGCGACUUGUUGGAGCCAUCGUCGCCUCCAAAGCGUGCCACCACCACGCGUCGCUUCAAGCCGCUGUGCUUCCGCAGCUAAACAAAAGAAGAGAAAAG